This is a messenger RNA of Ramularia collo-cygni, 615 nucleotides long. RefSeq lists its product as uncharacterized. Lineage: Eukaryota; Fungi; Ascomycota; Dothideomycetes; Mycosphaerellales; Mycosphaerellaceae. The transcript is spliced from 3 exons. The record is from RefSeq and is a predicted model, not a curated record. Bases 1 to 615 code for a protein of 204 amino acids.
AUGCCUUUCUACUCAGCAACCAACAACACCAACACCGCCAUCACAACCACCCCAUCCUUUCGCAUCCUCAUCCCAAUCUGGCUCUUCAACCUCAUCGCCACAAUCCUCAUCCUCGUCUCCUCCGCCACGAAAUUCAUAACCUGGUCCCACUGGAAAUCUUACCCAGCGAGAUCAUCCGUCAACGAUGAUGAAGACUCUCAAUGGUACCGACGUGAGGCUCCAGGAUACCUGGCAUGGGCCUCCAUACUCCUCAUCCUAGGACUCGUAACUCUUUCCCUCAAUAUCCUCUCCUACGUAUUUGUAGCUAGGAAGUGGCAGCGCGCUACUGCAGUUCUGACUGGUGGAGGCGCUCUUACAUUUGUUAUUUGGGCGGUUGUGAUGGUUUGUAUUUGGGCUAUUCCGCCUGGUAAUGCGGAUGUUUGGCAACUUUGUGGGAAUUCUACCUUCUUAAUGACGGGUAUCUGGCAAUUUACUUAUGCGUAUAAGCUGCGUCGAGCUGGAAGGGUGGGAGAAUCGGGGGCUAGGAAGAUGUUUGAUGAUGAGGAUGGGGAGAAGAGGCAGGAUAUGAUUGAGGAGGAUAAGAAGAUGCCGGGUGUUAAGGUCGUGGUGGAGUAG